AUGCAGUUUGGAGAUGGAGAAGGAGUUCGGGUUCAGGGGAGCAACAACGGAGGUGAGGAAGAAGAGGGUAGCAGUAGGAGGACUGGAGGAUGGUGUGGUGGCGCUGGAUAUGGUGAUGGAUGGUGUGCGGCGGCAGUGCUGGAGAUGGUGAUGGAUGGCGCGGUGGUUCGAGGUGGUGAUGCGGCGCUGGCAGCGGCGGGUGGUGGAGAUGGAGUGGAUGAUGGAGUGGUGGCUGGAUGGAUGGCGCUGGGUGCUGGCAAACCCUUCAAGCUUUAG
This is a messenger RNA of Triticum turgidum subsp. durum (durum wheat), 276 nucleotides long. NCBI's taxonomy places the organism in Eukaryota, Viridiplantae, Streptophyta, Magnoliopsida, Poales, Poaceae. The record is from the annotation of a GenBank genome assembly.